AGGAGGUUGGUUCUUGCCUUUCGGUGCCUCUCCGCCCCCCUCCUGCCCUUCUCUCUCUCUCGCUCUCUCUCGCUUUCUGGCAAGUUUGCCGCUGUGCCGCGGCGCCUCCGGAGCGGCUGGCUGCGGGCUGCCCCUGCCCCGCUCCCGGCGCUGCCCGCGGCGGGGCGGGCGGGGACGGCGGCGAGCCGAGGCGACCCAGGGAGCGGCCCCGCCGCCCCCGGGGAAGGCUCUGCUCCGGGGAGCAGCGGGGGGAGGCGGCUGGCACAGACGCCGAAGCUCCGCCGCCCACCCCCCGGCAGCGCCGCAGUCUGCCCAGCGCCGGCAGCCCCGGGAGAUGGUGACACAUGAAGCGUGCGGGAAGGACCAUGGUUGAGAGGACCAGCAAGUUCUUGCUGAUCGUGGCCGUCUCGGUGUGCUUCAUGCUUAUCCUGUACCAGUACGUGGGGCCGGGGCUGAGCCUGGGUUCCCCCAGCGGCCGCUCCUACUCGGAGGAGCUGGACCUCUUUCCCACGCCGGACCCGCACUACGUGAAGAAGUAUUACUUCCCCGUGCGGGAGCUGGAGCGGGAGCUCGCGUUCGACAUGAAGGGCGAGGACGUGAUCGUCUUUCUGCACAUCCAGAAGACCGGCGGCACCACCUUCGGCCGCCACCUGGUGCAGAACGUGCGGCUGGAGGUGCCGUGCGACUGCCGGCCCGGGCAGAAGAAGUGCACCUGCUACCGGCCCAACCGCAGGGAGACCUGGCUCUUCUCUCGCUUCUCCACGGGCUGGAGCUGCGGGCUGCACGCCGACUGGACCGAGCUCACCAAUUGUGUGCCCGGGGUGCUGGACCGCCGGGAGAGCGCCGCAGCCAAGACGCCCAGAAAGUUUUACUACAUCACUCUGCUGAGAGACCCCGUAUCCCGUUACCUCAGCGAGUGGCGUCACGUCCAGCGAGGAGCUACCUGGAAGACCUCCUUGCACAUGUGUGAUGGCAGGACACCCACUCCUGAAGAGCUGCCCUCGUGCUACGAGGGCACGGACUGGUCGGGCUGCACGCUGCAGGAGUUCAUGGACUGCCCCUACAACCUGGCCAACAACCGCCAGGUGAGGAUGUUGGCCGACUUGAGCCUGGUGGGCUGCUACAACAUGUCCUUCAUCCCGGAGAACAAGCGAGCGCAGAUCCUGCUGGAGAGCGCCAAAAAAAACCUCAAAGACAUGGCCUUCUUCGGCCUGACAGAGUUCCAGAGAAAGACUCAGUACCUGUUUGAGAGGACUUUCAACCUGAAGUUCAUCCGGCCCUUCAUGCAGUACAACAGCACGCGGGCGGGCGGGGUGGAGGUGGACAACGACACCAUCCGCAGGAUCGAGGAGCUCAACGACCUGGACAUGCAGCUCUAUGACUAUGCAAAGGACCUCUUCCAGCAGCGCUACCAGUACAAGAGGCAGCUGGAGAGGAUGGAGCAGAGGAUCAGGAACCGGGAGGAGAGGCUCCUGCACCGCUCCAACGAAGCGCUUCCCAAGGAAGAGACCGAGGAGCAAGGACGUUUGCCCACUGAGGACUACAUGAGCCAUAUUAUAGAGAAGUGGUAGCCUAGGCAGACUUUUAUAUUAAUGAUAUUCUAGGGUUUCCAUAUAAGAGAUGGUGGAAGUAAAAAUGACAAAAAAAAACAAAAACAAAAACAACAAAAAAAUAUUUUAUUUAAAAACAAGUCUGUAAAACAGAAGGUAGAUUGCUUCCUUAAGCAUAGGGUCUUUUUACUGUUUCUUACAAGACCGAUGAGAUUCUUAAAAAAAUCAAUAAAUACAUAAAAAUAAAAAAAGGGUCAACAUUCUAAUGCAGAGAUAAAAAAUGCACAAAUGCAGUAAGGCCAAAUACAGAAGAAUGUUUCUUAUCCUCACGAUUUUAACACAAAUGGCAGAAGUGGGAUUUUUUAAAAAUCUGUUUAUCCCCUAAUGAUCUAAAGAUACAUAAUUAAAAACCAAGGAAACAGAGGUUUUCUUUGGUGGGGGAGGUGGGAUGGGAAUUGCACUGUUUGUCAGUAGCUGAUAAUGGUGACUGAGUUGAGGAUGGGCCAUCCUGUCAGGCUGGGAUCUGAGCACACAGCAUUUCAGCUGGCAGCCACUGCCAGAAAGUAGACCACCAUAAAAAAAAAAAAGAAGAAAACCAGUCAGAGGAUGAGAAACAUUAAAGCAAAUUGACUGUGGCCUGGGAAAUGUACUUAGCACAGUGGUUCUGAUUCAUUGCACUGGUAUCACAUAUACAUACACAGCUUCAUCACAAAAUAAUGGGGAAUUCAUACCCCAAAAAUCCCAGAUUUGUUUCCCCGACUGAUCCCAAAACAAGUUAAAGCCAACCAUAGACUCAAACCUGCAUUCACAUGUUGUCCUGUCAGCUUACACCACUAGCACUCAAGCCACUAUCAGUAUAUUGUGUGUUAACAGCACACAAAAACCCUAUCCUACAUACUACCAAAAAAAAAAAAAAAAAGAAGAAAAAUUUAACAACUCCUUCAUAAAUCCGCACAAAAUUCGGACCCUGCAGAUGAUAAGUCACUAAUGGGAACGUGACCAGGGGGUGAUUUUGUUUUGUUUGUUGCUAUGUGAAAUACUGACCCAGAAUAAGCAUACAGACCUUGCCUAGCUGUAUUAUUUCAGUUAUUUUUACUUGCUUUUAUCAAGAGGUAAUGGGCAUCAGCCUGCUUCCAGUGAAGUCACUAGAAGUGAUUUAAGUGGGGACAGGAUGGGGCUCUCUUCCAGAGCUGUGAAAAUUUCUGACUGUGGGUCUAAAUUAAUUAUGAGACAGUGCACAUUGUCUUUUGGCAGGGUGCCUGUUCUGCAGCCCUUACUUUAAAAGAACAAGCUGUGUUCAUAAAGCUGGAAAGGGGAAUCAUGGAUGGUGUUUUUUUAGUCUCAGACCACUCUCAAAGCAGAACUCUUUCAAUGCUGUUUUUUAGGGCCUCAUGGAAGUUUAAUCCUCCAGUGUGGGGACAGUCUAACCAGGUUCUGCUUACUGACUUUUGAGUCAUAGAACAACAGUGACUUCUCUAAUUCCUCUUUCCACUCACCAAAUUAAAAUAUGGCUUAUUUUUUUGCAGUUGCAAGCACUUCUUUGUUUGGCUGGAAGCAUGGAAAUGAAGCAGUUUGUGCCUGGUUCAUGUCUCACUCUGUUAUUACUCAGCCUGCAAGACCUGAACCAGCCAUUGUUUAGGGUAAACUCUGAACCAAAUGGAAUAGGGUUUGAUGUUCAAAGGCCACAUUAACUACAAAUCAAAUAUGGCAUUGAAACCACUGGAGGAGAGGCAGAGAGCUGAUGCACUCAACUUUAGCAUGUCAUUUUCACAGCACCCCUUCCCCAUCACACAGACCCACUGAUGUGCUGCUUGGUUGGGAUUUUCAUUCCUUCUCUGCCUCUGUGCACUGUGUCCAGCAGUUUCAAGUUCAGACUGAGUUUGCAAAGGAGGGGUUUCUGGGGGGGAGAUACACCUUGCUUUGGGAGACAUUUUUCUCCUGAAGAGCAAAGACAGCUAAAAAACUUUAGAGAAAACACAAAGAGCACUUAGGGCUCAGAGACAAUUCUGUUACAGCCAGAGUCAGAGGAUGUCUUUCCUGUGGAUUUCAGGUGGAUUUUGGUCAGGUCUGACUCUGCUGCUGCAGAGUGCACAAGCACACACUCACCUGCCUGCAGGCACAGCUGGACAUUGCCAGCCACACAUCUGGCUGGUACCAGUAGGUGCUAGUGCUGUCCAUGUCUUUAAGGCUGUGCCAGUGCCUCUGCCACAGGAUGGCUCCUGUUCCCAGAAACGUGUAGCCUGCCCAUAAGCAUUUCCUCCUGGGUGAAAACUGGGGAGAAAAAUGAAGCAGUAUUUGGUGGCUGGCUUGGGGGAAGAGAAGGCAUUACAAGAGAAGGCACUACAAGAGAAGGUAUCACAAGAGAAGGCAUUACAAGAGAAGGUAUCACAAGAGAAGGCAUUACAAGAGAAGGUAUCACAAGAGAAGGCAUUGCAAGAGAAGGUAUUACAAAAGAAGGCACUACAAGAGAAGGUAUCACAAGAAGAAGGCAUCACAAGUCCAUUUGCUCCUCUCUGAAUCCCAAGACUGGCAGAAGCUAUGUCUGCUAGUUGCCAGCACUUUUACAUUUUGCUGUAACUACAGAGCACAUUGGUAUUUAAAAAAUGCAACUUUGGAGGCUGUUUACCCACAAAAGCAGCACAUGAGACAUAAAAAGCAGUUGUUGCACGUGCACAGCUCCCACCUUUCCCCAAAAGCUUUUCAGGUGUGUCCUGGGUGGUGGAUCCAUAAGGCACAAGGGGUUCCUGCAGCUAAUCCCUGUUUGUGUCUCACUGCUGGGGCUGUGUGGGGUUCAGAGCAGGAUUGUGAUUAGGCUGUGUCUGCCUGAGCUGUUCCUGAGUCCCAGGCUCUGAGGAACCAGCUGGAUGCUAAUGAAUCUGUCUGCAGGGCUGUCUAAAUCAGGAGCAGCCUCUGACCUUAGAAGCAUGUCAGUAGAAGACCUUGCUCCAACUUUUUUUUUUUUUUUUUGUAAUGUAUUGCAGGAACAAGCAAAAGAAAUGAAAUUAUAUUGAAAACUGUCUUUGGUGAACAGUUUCAACCACAAAAGGAGGGCUGACCUCAGUACUGAGGCAGAAGUUUCUAGAUUUAAAGGAUUUAAAUCCUGCACCCAUGCCAAUGCCUCAGUUUUUCCACCUCUACACUGGGAGUAACAAAUUUAGGGACUCUCCAAGGUAUGAGAAGUAUAGGGCACUUUGAAACAGAUUCUGAGUCAUGGGAAUGAACAGAGUCACCCCAAAGCCAUCCCUCACCUUGGCUGCUGUGCUGCUCUGCUUCUGGCUGUUAAUUGAUUUUAAGUGCUGUGUACCAGAACAGGGCUGCAGGACAUACCUGGCACUGUCUUCUUCCUUUAGUGGGUGCAAGGGAACUUCUUUAACAUAAUGUGAAUGUAGUUUUUUGUGAUUUAUAUGUACCACACUUGGAAGUGGUACUGUUUCUUUUCUUUGUAGGACUGAUGUUUUGAUGCUACAAUAACAUGGAAAGUGUGUGUGUGUAGUUUUAAAAUGAAUGGAGACCACCAGCUUUAAGGCACUCUGGCAGAAGUAGUGGCCAGAUAGUAGAUUCUUGUUCAAUGUCUGCCCCUUUCUUCCAAAAUGUUUUUCCUGUGACUUCCAGACACACCAAAAGCUUCUUCAGGGCAUGAAGUGUUUCUUCAGGGGGUCUGUCAGUGCAUCAUGAUCCAGGUCAGCUCAGAGAGUGCUGGGAGCAGUGCAGGCAGGUGCAAGAUUGCACUUGUCCCUUAGGAACUUUGUGACUUCUUGGGGCUAAGAAGUCAAUUUGCUUUUAGUUCCCUAAACAGUGUAAACAUCACUGCUUGCUGGGUGUUCUUGCUGAAGAGAACAUUUGCUUGCUGGUUGGUCUCAUCCUAGUUAGCUCUGCUGAAGGAGUUUGCCUCAUCCAAGGUUUUCCAGACAGUCAGGUGCCACCUUGUACCCUGUCCAGGUCACAAAAUGCAGGAUUGACUGGUCAGGUUGCCAGCCCAGGCUGUCACAGGGGUCAAAGUCAUAAACAAAAAAAAAGUCAGAAAAGGGUCAGUGUGAAUUUCUGGCUUGUCUGAAUUUCUCCCUUUAUGCCCAACGUUUUGGAAUAAAUGAGGAGCACUUCAGUUGAUGUUUUUGCACCCCCCAGUCCCUUACUUGCUUACAGAACUGGGAUGACAAUGAAAGCAGCAUAAGAAAGAUCCCAAUAAGGUUUUGAAUCCUCCCUCCCAGGGCUUCCUGUUAGAGCAGAAAAGAGCAGUGCAGUUGCUGAGGGUGUGACCGAGGCAGGAGGACUCCCCAUGGCAGCAGAAUUAGGGAGUCUUCCCUCUGAGCCAGCCAAGCCACUUCAGAGAGCAGUGGGCAGCUCCAGAAGGUGAUGAUGGCAUCACAGCACAGGGCCUGGCCAAGGUGCAAACCUUGGGGCAAAAAGCAUCUCUGGUGUCUCACUGGUGUUCAGAGUUACCCAGACCCCAGAGACUUCUUCAGUAACCACAAAAAAAGGGUGGCACUGCAGGAAUCCAUCCCCAACCUGUGACUUCUCCAGUCAUCACAAAAAAAGGGUGGCACUGCAGGAAUCCAUCCCCAACCUGUGACUUCUCCAGUCAUCACAAAAAAGAGGUGGCACUGCAGGAAUCCAUCCCCAACCUGUGACUUCUCCAGUCAUCACAGAAAAGGGGUGGCACUGCAGGAAUCCAUCCCCAACCUGUGACUUCUCCAGUCAUCACAAAAAAAAGGGGUGGCACUGCAGGAAUCCAUCCCCAACCUGUGCUGAGUGCUCAGAGCUGUACCCUGGCAUGCAGCUGACACUGUCUGCUGGACACAAACCCCAGGGCUGGCUGUGUUCUCUUUUCAUUCCUCUUUUCACUUCCACUAAAGGUAGCAGCUCAUGUACCAGAGGCAAAGGGAGCCUGGCAUUCACUGCCUGGUCUGGAGAGUUCCAAGCCUUUGCAGCACAGGUCAGUGAGCAGCAGCUCAGGAGAGGAGGGCACACAACCCCAGCUAUCCAUGGCUGCUUGUUUUACCCCAUUCACAGGAAUUCUGCCAAGGUGAAUGCAGCCCUGAUGAGCACACGGGUGUUAAAGCCUGUGUUGUCCCAGCUCUGUAAUUCUUAGCCAUGCAAGCUGAAAAAAAACUUCAUUUGCAAAUGAGUCUGUCUCCACAAUUCCCCCUCCCUGUUCAGUUCCCCCAUGUGUCAGUUCUGGAGACUGGAUUGAGAGAGUUGUACUAUAAUGAAUAAUUUUAUAUUCAAAAGGUUUACUGAGCAUGAUUUGUUUUGUACAUAUUGGAAUAUGAUUUAACUUAUUUUUAUUGCCCCUUUUAAUCAUUUUUUUCCCAUAAGGAGAAGACAAAAAUCCCCAUCCUCUCUCAAUGUGAAGUUCCUGUGUGUUUAUGUGCAGUCUGCCAGUCAAACACACAAGAGGCAGAGGAUUUCUCACCAUCCCUACAGCUAUCUGAUUUUGGUUUGCAUUGUCAUUUCCAUUCAUCUGGGACCUUGCUUAGAUUGUCUCUUCUUUCCUCUCUGCUGCACAGUCUGCACAGAGCAGGGAAAGGUCAGUGCAGGCAGGAUUAUUUUCUUCUUCCUCUCCCCUUUCUUGUGGGCUUUACUUACCAAGGAACUCAGUUCCUCUUGGAGGUGUGUGACUGAGGGUAGAAAAAUACACCUGUCCCCCACCUGCCUUCCAUCCCCCAUGUUGUAGAUCAAACAGAUUCAGCUUCUCUGAAAGUGACUGUGGCUGGACUCAUUCCAUUGGGCUGAAUGUGUAUGGUUUGCACUUUCCCCCCACUUCAGGAACUUAAAACCAACAAAAAAAAUAAAAGGCAACUGUUUUAACUUGAGCCGAGUAACACUUAAAGCUUUAUAUAUUUAUUUAUAGCAUCUUACAGAAAGUGUUAAAAGGUUUUUUCUUCCACAAGAAAAAUAAAGUUUUAAAAAAUCAUCUAAUUGUUUUUGUCUAGAUCAAGGAUGAAUGUUAGCAGACGAAAUAAACCCUAAAAUUGA
Molecule: messenger RNA, 7526 nt
Organism: Haemorhous mexicanus (house finch)
Lineage: Eukaryota; Metazoa; Chordata; Aves; Passeriformes; Fringillidae
Gene: HS6ST1
Product: heparan sulfate 6-O-sulfotransferase 1
Exons: 2
Coding region: 345-1571 (408 amino acids)
Cellular component (GO): membrane
Molecular function (GO): heparan sulfate 6-sulfotransferase activity
Source: RefSeq, a predicted model, not a curated record